AUGGCGUCGGACCUGCCACUGGCCGAAUCAACAUCGGCGCUGCACUUGGGACCGACGCAGCGGAGGAACGACGGCGAGGUUGGGGGGCGACAGAACCCGACUGACCCGGUCACGCUAGGGUUUGCGCAACUGAAUGCGCGCUUCGAUAAGAUGGAUCGACGGGUGGAUAAUUUAGAACGCCGACCGAUAACUCAUGACAGCCCCGAGGCUGAGUUUGAUGAGGGCGAUCAGGAAUGGGAGGAAUACCGUAAGCAGGAUCGGAACCCACGUGAGGGCCACGACCGGCCAUACCGACAUCAGGCUAGAGGGCGUGGGCGACCAAAUCGUGGGGGUCGCGGGGAUCGCUUGAUAGACGGGUUCAACCAGGGCCGUGGGGGCCGUCCUAUGCAGCGCCGUGGUGAAUACACAUCGGGCCGCCGUCGCGACAAUUGGGACCCUCCCCAGAGACACGACGAGUGGGAUGAUGAGGGGUACGACGAUCGCACGGUAACGUGCUGGGACCCACCACAGCGCCGAGACCGAUUGAACCGUCAGGGGUCGGAGUAUUCUCCGGGCAUGAAGAUGGAUGCGCCACACUUCGAUGGCUCCGAUGCACCCAAUUGGAUUUCACGCGUGCAAUAUUUUUUUGAUCAUAAACGGAUCCCGGAAGCAGAACGCUUACACUAUGUCGUCAUGCUUUUUGAUCCACCGGCUUCGGAGUGGAUCUUCAACUAUCGAGAGACCAAUGGUUUUGUGACGUGGCCAGAAUUCUUGAUCGACGUAAGACAUCGAUUUGACCCUCAGAGCUUCAAAAAUUACACGGGAUUAAUUGCCAAAUUGGUCCAGACGACCACUGUGGCGGAUUAUCACGCGACGUUCGAACGUUAUCUCAAUCGGGUGACCGAUCUAUCGGAGUCGGCCUUAAUUCCAAUUUUCAUUCAAGGCCUUAAGCAACCCCUGCAGGAGAAGGUAGAAUUACAAUACCCGGAUUCAUUGGCAGAGGCAAUGGCCUUAGCGCUGCGACUAGCAGCUACUCACGAGGACCGGCCACCUACGUCGUCUUACUCGUGCCGGCAAUGGCCAGGCAGGGAGCAACGGCCUAGUACCGUCCCUAUGGCCAACCAGCCCCCGGCACCCCAGCCGCAAGACCCGCAAGGUCGUGAGCCAGACAAAUCGCGCCCAUACCCGAUUCGGGUGUCCAAUGCGGAGAGAUCAGAGCGAGCUCGUCGAGGCCUUUGUUAUCACUGUCCCGAAAAGUGGGUAACGGGCCACGUCUGUAAGGUUAAGUUGCUUUGCUAUAUGGAUGACGAGGUUGAGGAGCCGCAAACUGACAAGGCAGGAGAGCCGACCUCCGAGGAUGAGCUGAUUACUGCAGACUUAUCACACCUCCACGCCUUGGAUGGCCGAGGGAGCUCGAAACCAUUCAUUGUACCGGGGACGGUGGGCGAGACAGCCGUCAGGGUCUUGAUAGACACAGGCGCGACUCUGGACUUCCUCCAUCCCAGGAUUGCGGAAGCUCUCCAAUUGGAUCUAUCGCCGAUUCGACCGUUCCGUGUACUAGUGGGUAACGGUGAAUCGUUGCCUUGUACUCAUAUAUCACGGGGCACAAAACUAACGAUACAAGGUACAUUGUUCUUGGUGGAUCUCCAUAUUCUCGCCCACCACGAACCGGAUGUCAUUUUGGGGAUGAAUUGGUUGGAGUCACUAGGGAAAGUGUCAGCAGAUUUUGUUAAAAAGACGUUGGAAUUUACUCACGGAGGUCGUACAAUAUUUUUGCAAGGAUUGAUGCCGGGCCCGAAGCAGAUCUCAUUACACUCGUUAUAUGCCUUAACGGCCCAAUUAGCUGACAACGAGUUCUAUGAAAUUGUACCGAUUGACAGUACGCCCAAGGAAGGGGGCGCCGCCGGACAGGAGUCUUUCCCUCCCGACCUGCCGUCAGCAAUUAUGGAGGUAUUGUCGGCACACAAGGCUGUCUUCGAUCAGCCCCGAGGCAUACCCCCGCCUCGUCCUUUUGAUCACAGGAUUCAUCUCUUGCCUGGAACGAGACCAGUUAAUGUUCGACCUUAUAGAUAUCCCUACUUUCAAAAGACCGAAAUUGAGAAGCAGGUACGUGACAUGUUGGAACAGGGCAUUAUUCGCCACAGCCAUAGUCCUUUUUCGUCGCCAGUAUUGCUGAUCCGUAAGAAAGACGGCACGUUUCGCUUUUGCAUAGAUUACCGCGCUCUCAAUACGGCGACCGUUCCGGAUCACUUCCCUAUACCCACGGCGGAGGAGUUAUUUGAUGAACUAGGCGAUGCAAAAUACUUUUCAAAAUUGGAUCUCCGCUCAGGUUAUCAUCAAAUUCGUAUGAGUGAGGGUGACAUCUUUAAAACGGCCUUCCGGACCCAUGACGGUCAUUUUGAGUUUCUUGUGAUGCCCUUCGGCUUGACGAACGCACCCUCCACCUUCCAGGCGGCUAUGAACAAAAUUUUCCAACCGCUACUCAGACAAUGUGUCAUUGUCUUCUUCGAUGAUAUCCUGAUUUACAGCCCAACCCUCGAGUUGCAUGGCCAGCACUUGGAGGCCGUUCUGGAGCUGCUUCACAAGAAUAAUUUCUUCGUCAAACUGUCGAAGUGCUCAUUUUGCAGUAUCACGGUGGAGUAUUUGGGGCACAUCAUUGCCGACGGCCAACUCAAGGCGGACCCCUCAAAACUCAACGCGAUGACGGCAUGGCCGACUCCGAGGACGGUAAAACAACUUCGCGGUUUUUUGGGGCUAACAGGCUACUAUCGACGAUUCGUUGCACACUAUGCUAUGAUAGCAGCCCCCCUAACGGAUUUACUUAAAAAGGAGGCCUUUCGAUGGUCGGCCGAGGCCGAAACGGCUUUUGCAGCAUUGAAAACAGCGAUGGCGUCCGCACCAGUUCUACAACUACCAGAUUUCACUCUGCCCUUCUGUGUAGAAACUGACGCUUGUGAAGUAGGCAUUGGCGCAAUCCUAAUGCAGCGCAAUCAUCCUGUUGCGUUUUUUAGCAAGAAAUUGGGCCCAAGGAGGAAAAUAGCCUCAACAUACCAUAAGGAAUUGUAUGCUAUCGCGGAGGCAGUGCAAAAAUGGCGACAAUAUUUGUUGGGGCGCGAAUUCAUUAUACGGACGGAUCAGCGGAGUCUAAAGGAAUUAUUACAACAGGUUGUACAGACGCCGGACCAACAAUUGUAUGUAAGGAAGCUAAUGGGCUACAAGUUUGUGAUAGAGUAUAAGCGGGGGAUUACGAAUAAGGCAGCCGACGCUCUGUCCCGUCAACACGACGCCGAGGGUACCCAGGCCGACGACAACCCGAGCUCCGCCGCGGAUGUCGUGGAGAUGUCCGCCGAGGGUCCCGCAGCUGUGGACCAACUGCUGGUCGCGGUAUCCAAGCCCGUGCCGGACAUAAUGCGCGCACUGCAACACGAGACGGCAUCCCGGCCAGAGUUAGUGGAGUUGGUGACCAAGAUCAAAUCUGGAGAUGCCCCACCACACUUAUCAUGGGCAGAUGGUCUCCCUAAAACCUAA
Salvia splendens (bonfire salvia) is the source of this 3507-nucleotide messenger RNA. RefSeq lists its product as uncharacterized. The record is from RefSeq and is a predicted model, not a curated record. The transcript has a single exon. Bases 1 to 3507 code for a protein of 1168 amino acids. Lineage: Eukaryota; Viridiplantae; Streptophyta; Magnoliopsida; Lamiales; Lamiaceae.